Pyricularia pennisetigena is the source of this 2103-nucleotide messenger RNA. RefSeq lists its product as uncharacterized. Gene Ontology annotation, cellular component: aminoacyl-tRNA synthetase multienzyme complex; cytosol. Gene Ontology annotation, molecular function: methionine-tRNA ligase activity; ATP binding. NCBI's taxonomy places the organism in Eukaryota, Fungi, Ascomycota, Sordariomycetes, Magnaporthales, Pyriculariaceae. The record is from RefSeq and is a predicted model, not a curated record. The transcript has 8 exons. Bases 1 to 2103 code for a protein of 700 amino acids. Gene Ontology annotation, biological process: methionyl-tRNA aminoacylation.
AUGGCUGCCGACAGCAAGCCUAAGCUGCCCCAAGAUGGCCAGGAGAACAUCCUCGUCACCAGUGCCCUCCCUUACGUCAACAACGUCCCGCAUCUAGGCAACAUCAUCGGCAGUGUCUUGUCCGCCGAUGUGUUUGCGCGCUACUGCCGGGCCAAGGGUCUGCAGACCCUCUACGUCUGCGGCUCCGACGAGUACGGUACCGCUACCGAGACCAAGGCUCUGGAGGAGGGCGUCGACCCGGCCACGCUGUGUGCCAAGUACCACGCCGUCCACAAGGAGAUCUAUGACUGGUUCCGCAUCGAGUUUGACGUCUUUGGUCGCACCCCGACGCCCGAGCACACCCAGAUCGUCCAAGACAUCUUCAGCAAGCUCUGGAAGAAUGGUUUCAUCGAGCAACAGGAGACGGUUCAGGCCUUCUGUGCCCGCCCGGAGCACAACACCUUCCUGGCGGACCGUUUCGUUGAGGGAGAGUGCAGUCUGUGCCACUACACCGGCGCUCGUGGCGACCAGUGCGAUGCGUGCGGUAACCUCCUCGACCCCAUGGAGCCGGACAAGGACGCAAGCGCCCCAGCAGAUGACGACACUCAAAAGGCCACGGGAUGGCUGAUAAACCCCAAGUGUAAAGUCGACGGUUCGACCCCUGAGAAGCGCAGGACGAGGCACUUGUUCCUCCGGUUAGACGCGCUGCGGGAUGAGAUUGUAUCAUGGCUCAAAGAAUCCGAAUCGGGCUGGAGCUCCAACUGCGUUUCAAUCACUCAUUCUUGGAUUGACAAGGGAUUGAAGCCGCGUGGUAUUUCACGAGACUUGAAGUGGGGUGUCCCCAUCCCCAAGGGCUUGGAUGGUCUCGAUGAGGAAGAGUACGCAAGAAAGGUCUUUUAUGUUUGGUUCGAUGCAUGCAUUGGAUACCCGUCAAUAACCAAGACAUAUACGGACAAGGACAACCUUGACGGUAAAAAUUGGGAGAAGUGGUGGAAGAACCCUGAAAAUGUGAAAUUAUACCAGUUUAUGGGCAAGGACAACGUUCCUUUCCACACCAUCAUAUUCCCUGCUUCACAACUUGGUACUAGGGAGUCAUGGACCAAGGUCAACCACCUUUCUACAACAGAAUACCUCAACUACGAGGGUGGAAAGUUCAGCAAGUCGAAGGGUGUGGGUGUGUUUGGUAACACAGCCCAGUCAACCGGGAUCGACCCCGACGUUUGGAGAUACUACCUGCUAUCAAGGCGUCCUGAGAGCAGCGACUCAGAGUUCAAAUGGGAAGAGUUCAUUGACGCCAACAACAACGAUUUGCUCAAGAACUUGGGCAACCUCGUCCAGCGGGUGGUCAAGUUUGCCCACGCCAAGAUGGGUGCCAAGGUUCCCGAAUAUGCAAAGAAAGAGGUCCCGACGUUUGACCAACACAAGGCCGAGGUCAACAAGCUGCUCCAGGAUUACAUCUCCAAUCUCAAGGCAACCAAGCUGAGGGCAGGCCUCGCUACGACUAUGCUGAUAUCUGCCCUUGGAAACAAGCUGUUGCAGGAUCAUAAGCUCGGAAACCAACUUUUGGAUGAAGACCCUGAGCUCUGCAACGGUCUCAUUGCCCUCGCCCUCGAUCACCUCUACCUUAUCGCCAGUCUUCUGUUCCCAUAUAUGCCCGGUACGGCCCGGUCUAUCCUUCGCCAGAUCGGUCUGCAAAAGGGCGACGAAAGCCAAGACUCGGCCUUCCGUAUCCCUGAGGUCUGGAAGGGCGAUAGCCUGACACCCGGCACGCCGCUCGGCGAGCCCGAGCGUCCUUUUGCGCAGAUCCCGGCGUCCAAACUGGAGGAGUGGCGGGAGGCUUUCGGUGGCGAAGAGCUUCGCAAGCAGAAGCAGAUGGAAGCUGAGAAGGCCGCGGCCAAAAAGCUGGCCCGCGAGAAGGACAAGGAGAAGAAGCGCCUCAAGAAGGAGGCCGCCAAGGCCGCUGCCGCUUCCGGUGGUGCCACUACUGGCGGCGGUCCCGGCUCCACGCCCACGGAUCUGCCCCUCAGACCGGCGGCCAGUGCCGGUGGUGCGCCUGCUCCGGGCACCCCUGCCGCCGAGGGCACGUCGUCACAGCUUGAGAAGGCUGUGGAGCAGAAGACCUGA